UCGUUUUUCACGUGCCAGAGUCACAUUCGAGAAAUCAGACAUUGAGAAGACGGCAGAGGAGUGGAGACUGGAAGAGCGCAGCUCUCAAUGUUUUUCAAGGCCCCCGUGCAUGUGGUGCACUUGUAGUUUGUGCGUAAAACAAAAAUGCGCGGGGAGACGGCGCGCACGCUCGCUGGGGAUCAGUCUGAACAGGUCAGGACGCAGGGCGAUAUUGAAGAUUCUGCGUGAGGUUAGAUUGCGGCCAGACCCGAAUGAAAUGAGUGGCUGACGACUGACCUCUCUCUCGCUGCACCACCACCACCAGCAACCUGUAGCAUCAAAACCAGUGCCUCUUCACCAGCCUGAUUCACAAACACACACCCACCCACCCACGGACACACAGUUACCCAACAGAACACCAUCAGACUGUGACAUCAGGUGCAAGGGGAUGACCGAACGUAUUCACCACAUUAAUCUCCACAACUUCAGCAAUUCUGUACUCGAGACCCUCAAUGAACAGCGGAACCGCGGGCACUUCUGUGACGUGACUGUUCGGAUCCACGGUAGCAUGCUGCGAGCUCACCGUUGCGUGCUGGCUGCGGGGAGCCCCUUCUUUCAGGACAAGCUGCUCCUGGGCUACAGCGACAUCGAGAUCCCCUCUGUGGUUUCCGUGCAGUCGGUCCAGAAGCUGAUCGACUUCAUGUACAGCGGCGUGCUGCGCGUUUCCCAGUCCGAGGCCCUGCAGAUCCUCACGGCCGCCAGCAUCCUUCAGAUCAAGACCGUCAUCGACGAGUGCACCCGCAUAGUAUCGCAGAAUGUCGGCAUCGGCGGAUCCGGCAGCUUCCCCAUGGUGCCGGGCGACUCGGGGCAGGAGACGCCGCGGGGAACUCCUGAGUCUGGCACGUCCGGUCCCAGCAGCGACGCCGAAUCGGGCUACAUGCAAACAACGUCCCAGAGCCUGGAUCGCGUCUAUUCCUCGCUUUAUUCCAGCUGCCCGGGGUUGGGCCUGCAAAACGGUACCCGCGGAAACCGCUCCCACUACGUCGGUACAGCCGUGGUGUCCAGUUACGACUCGCCCCUGCCGCUACAGCAGAAGGAAGGAGGGCAGGACCCCGCCUGGAUCACCCGCAUCCACGAGCGUUCCCAGCAGGUGGAGCGCUUCCUGUCCGCGUCCGAGACCACGCACUGCCGCAAACAGCCUCGUCCCGUGAGGCUCAACACGGGCGACGUUCACAUCAAGCAGGAACAGGGGGACGAGUACAGCUGCUACGGCCUGGAGGACUGUCGCGAGGACGGCGAGCAGCCGGAGUGCAACGAGAGCGAGCCCAAAGGCGAGAGCUUCGACUCGGGAGUCAGCUCCUCCAUCGGCACCGAGACCGACUCCGUCGAGCAGCCGUUCCUGUCCGCGUUUGGCCGAGAGAACUGUCAGAACAAAGGCCAGCAGGGUGGGAGCGAGACACCCAUGCAGAUCGAGGUCAACGACUCGUCUCCCGAGCAGACUGAAGAAGUCAUCGAGCACACCGGCGGAAACGGGCCUUCGCAGGAAAGCGGCGAACUCGGAGUCCAUCAGCCGCCUCAAGCCAACUUCGCCGCAUCUCAGUCCAUGCAAGGCGGCCAGCUGUACUUGCGGCCGGGUGAGCCGCUUACCAGCAACCUGCGCAUGCCCCUCACCUUGACCAGCAACACCCAGGUAAUGGGAACAGCGGGCAACAAUUACUUGCCCACGCUCUUCGCCGCCCAGUCCGCCAGCGACAACAAGCCUUUCCUCUUCAGUCUGCCCCAGUCUAUCGGGAGUCAGCAGCCGCAGUUUGUGGCAGUGCCCUCCCCUGGCAUGCAACCAUUUCCCGGCGGGCUGACGGUGCCACCGGCUGGAGGUCAACAGCAAGUUCCCGGACCCAUCAUACAGCACGGGGAAAAGAAGCCGUAUGCUUGUACGCUCUGUAGUAAGACCUUUACUGCCAAACAAAACUACGUCAAACACAUGUUCGUGCACACCGGUGAAAAGCCGCACCAGUGCAGCAUCUGCUGGCGUUCGUUCUCGCUGAAGGAUUAUCUCAUCAAACACAUGGUCACGCACACCGGCGUGCGAGCGUACCAGUGUAGCAUCUGCAACAAGCGCUUCACGCAGAAGAGCUCGCUCAACGUCCACAUGCGCCUCCACCGCGGCGAGAAGUCCUACGAGUGCUACAUCUGCAAGAAGAAGUUCUCCCACAAGACCCUGCUGGAGCGCCACAUGGCCCUGCACAGCACCGGCACCGGCGUCUCCGGGGUGAACGCGGCGGGGAGCGGCGGAGGCCCCGCGUCCAUCCCCGUCCCCAUGGCCGUUCCCGAGCCCGGAGCGGGCGUGGUGGCUCUGGCCAUGCCGGUGGGAGCGGGCGGCACGGGGGGCGGCGUCGGGAGCGCCGGAGUGGGCGUGGCGGCGGAAGCCAGCUGCCAGGAGGGGACCACCUACAUGUGCUCCGUGUGCCCCGUCAAGUUCGACCAAAUCGAGCACUUCAACGACCACAUGCGCAAGCAUGUCUCCGACGGAUAAGUACAAACAAACAAAAAAACUUACACGAGAAAGAAUGACAUGAUAACGAAAAUGGCACUAGAUUUUUUUUGUUUCUUAUAUUGGGGCAUGAAGAGUAAUGAGUAUAGACACUGGCACAUUAAGUUUUCUAGAAAAAGAAGCGUUUAAUUUCUUUUCUUUUUUUCGUCCUUGCUAUUCUUAAAGAAUAAAAAUGAUGGUUGCCUUAAGGCUGUGUAGUUGGAUAAUGAUCCACUGGCUGGAUCCAUACUACUGGCCUCUAAAUGUAUGCUUUCCUUAAAAUACUGAUUUACGUGUUGAACACUACCGAAAGGCCUGCGAAAGAACACACACACACACAUAUGAGAAAAGAAAACAGAUUCACACGUCGACACGAACACACACGGCCGUGCAUGCACUCACACGCACAAAUGACCUAUACACACACACACACACACACACACACACACUUAUAUAUGGUAGAGGUAUUUUGUACGUUUGUGUAUUUGUGCAUGUGAGCGUGCGUGUGCGCAGAAAUAAACAUUGCAGUGAAUUUUUUUAACUUGUAGAUCUUUUCCCAUGUAGACCGUAUUGGACACUAUAAACGUCCAAGCUUACUGUGGUAUAGAUUUAAAAACAAACCAACAAACGAACGAAGAAAAAAAAAAACGUCAUUUGGCUCUAGAUUCAUUCUGAAGUACCGAUGGUCACGUGUUUGCCUUUUAUGUGUGCUAAGAAUAAGCGAGUUGUUGGAUUUGACACUGGGUUUUUAUUUAUUAUUAUAUGGCAUUGAGGGAUGUCGUUGUUGUCAAGCCAGUUUUAAUAAUUGUACUAAAACGAACGUUUUUUCUUUUUUUUGUAAGUGGUUUUAUUAUCGUUUUUUUCUCCCGCGACACUUUUUCGAUGGUCAAGUUUACAAAAAAUCUAAGCGUUUAUAAAUGACAGUAUUCAAGAUUUCCGAUGCGUUUCGCAUACACUGCCACUGCGAAGAAGACUGUUAGUCGACCUCUUCCACUUCAAAACGAAAUCUGAUACAAAGUCCCCGCUUUAUUUGGGACGAUCGAUUCGUUCUUCUCAUUUACUCCACGCUUCUGUUUCAAAGCGACGACGAAAAAAGGAAAACGGCAGAUGUUUGUAUGCAAACGGGCCCAGAAUCCAAGUCACCUGCUGCUCGACACAUGCUCACUUUGAGACUGUUAUCAGCGUGAUGUGGACAUUACUAUCAUUAUCGUGAAAGAACGAGCAGAAACUCUGUGUUUUCUGUCGACCGCGUUGCGGCGGCGGCCGUUUGGGGUCUCAGAGGGGCGCUUCAAAUGCACUACUCCUGUUCCUAAAGCCCCUCGUGACGGCUCCGGCGGCCGUCGCCGUUUUACGCCGACGGGAUCUGCAGAUGGCGCUAGAGAGUAACGGACGGAUAUACUAGGGACACAAGGCCACCAAAAACAUCUACUGAACCACAAUAAAAAAAAACACGGUCAUUCUUCUUUAAUAUACCGCAGAUUCACAGACUCGAAACAAAUACGAAACAUUCCCAGUUUUGUCGACAUUGUGUGUGUCGAGUGUACUUCAGAAGGGUUUGUCAUUUUGGUGUAACGUCACUCAAAAGCUCUGUGUUCAUGUUUGGCUUCGUCGUACACGUGUUUCACGGACAUAAGAGACUCACUCGUCUGCCGCGCAACUGCAAUCUGGCUACUUUUGCUCUCUUGCUUGAGUAGAUACACCUUUGUAGUGUAGUUCAAAUGAUGACAAACGUACACAAUUCAUGUUGGACAUUUUCCUAUCGGGAAUCUGCUCGAGUUGUAGGUUUAAGAGAAAAAAAAACAGUGCUACUUUGCACAAUCCUGUGCUUAAACGUUGAAUUGUUUUACUUAUGAAAUGAAAUUCUAUGAUUUUCAUUUUUUUUGUUUUCAUUGUUUAUAAAGGAAAUAUCUUUCUUAAAAGCUUGAUGAGAGGACUGCAUUGUUUUCUUGCAUAUAUGUUGCACUGCUUAAACCAAUAAGUGCACUACUGUUACCAGAGAUAUUCUAGUUUCUAGAGAUAAUCAUUUUUUUUAUUAUCAAAUAUUUGUUUCUAUAGUUCACUUGUGUUUUAGUUGCUUUGUUCCUUUUUAUUUCUUUUUUUGUUUUGUUAUUGUUGUUGUUUAGAUGACGAGAUGAUUAAAUUUGUCUUGGCUUUGUUAUCAUCACUUGCUAUUGUAUUUACUUUGUGCUGUUUAUGCAAGCAUUGUUUUCUUUAUUUAUAUUCAAUUCUAUUGUGAGCUCGCCCCCGGUCAGGCGCUUACGAUGCCUUCCUUACACCCCCCUCCCUCCAUCCCAGCAUCACAGCAGUUGAUUAAGUCAAGCAAAUGCUCGGUUUUCUCAUUCAUACAAAUCCUAUUAAAAAACGUAAAAAUCCAAAAAAAGGAAAAAGAAUCUUAGUGUGUGCCUAAAUAUAUGAUACACGUGUUUUAGAACAAGUAUGUUUCUAUGAGAGCAUCGUAGUGCAAAGCUUUUUUUGCUGUCUAGGGAUCAAACACAUUUACUUGGGUGUGUGUGUGUGUGUGUGUGUGUGUGCGUGUGCGUGUGCGUGUGUUUAUUCCUGUAGUACGUCUCGAUGUCUGUGUUGUACAAUCUGUGAUGCCUGGACUGUAGGGCUUCCUUUGCAAUAUGCAGUACAGGUACGGUGACAACAUUUUACUUAGAAGUGCAUUUGGUAUUUUUCUCAAGAACAAUCAUUUCGGUUUUUCCCGAAGUAAACAACAUGUCACUUGUUACAGCACUUGCUUUACACCUGUAUGAUACGACCCAGCGUGAGAGUUUGGUAAAAAAACAGAUCUCACAGAAAUUCGUCACUAUUUUACGAGGUGGCUAAUUUGUACAAAUUCGUACUAUGUAAAUCAUACGAAAAAAAUGGUUAACGAAGCUCCACCUCCAAACCUAAUCGGCGCCGAAAGCCGAUCAUAAAACAACAUUAGAAUUAGUCACUUUGUAAAAUGACGAAUUACUGUAAGUUGAGCCAAACAUCACUUUUUUAUUCGACUACAGGCUAUGUUGGAUGGGUUUGAGGGGUCGCCGUGUGUUUUUUGGUCUCUUCGUUCAGAUAGUUGCGUUGAAUGACAGAACGUAUGUUGGUUAUAUUUGACCCUGCCGUCGGUUUUUUGACAACAAUGGAUAUUUUUGAUUGUGGAGUCGGUUGUCGUUUCUCGUUUGUAGUUGUGUUGAUAGUAGUCGACAUAAUCUGCGAAAUGCGCAAAUCAAAAGUGUAAAAUUUGGCAGGAGUUAAAAUUCCUUUAUUGGUGGUAAGAGCAUUCAAAAAAAGUUGAAAAACGCAACUGUGUCAAAAAUGUCGAUUCACGUGUACGUAACCCUGUAGCAGAAGAUACAAGCAGGGUCACCAAGCAAACGCAUUAACAUUUCUACACCUUAAUGUUCUUAAAAAGCACUUAAAAAUUAUGAAUCAAUGUCACUUCCAAAUAUUUGUUAUUUUGGCUGUGUCCUCACUGAUAGCCUUAAAGAUAUUUGUAAUAAAAAAAAGCAGCCAAAUGCACUAUUGCUUGUAAAGGUGCCGAUUGUUUUGGUUUAUAUUACACAAGGGAUAUAUUUAAGAGAAGGGCAGAGAAAAGAAACAAGACUAUAAAUCCCAUCCUCGCAAUACAGUAUUGGACAGUUGUUUAUGAAGGACGUGUCGCUAACGUACAUGCAAAUGCUAAUUUCUCCGCUCACGUUCGUAUGGAUUCAUAACCGCCGAUUCAUGUAUAAAAAAAUCUCGCUUGUGUUGAAGUGCUACAGUACGAUAAUUCCAACAUUAUUGUGACUCUGUGUUUGUUCAUAUAUAUAUAUAUAUAUAAAGGAAAAACGACAAUAACGAGAAAUCAUUUUAUUUCACCGAGACUUUGUAGUUUGUGAAAGUGUAAACGCUGCACGAUAAUGUUUAGACACAAUUCAAAAGCUUAUAUGUCGCGUCAAUGCUCACUUUCAUCGCAUCUCGACCGGACGACGUUCUUCUCAGCAUUGCGGUGAACACUCUUAGUGUCUAAACCUGAUAGACUUUUUUACAUUACUUACAGUAUAUAUUUACGAGUCAUAAAUGUAGACGUAGCUCUUAUUUUUGUUUCUGUUGUCGCUUCAAAUGGUAAUGUUAGAUUGCAUAUUAAUUUUCUACAGUGUACAGUAUAGAUACAGCAUACCGAUAAGUUUUUGUUGUAGGACUACCCCGUACCGUUUCCCUUGCUAUUCAACGAUGGUACUUUUUUAAUCGUUUGUUUAUGAAUAAUAUCUAUUUCUAGUUAAAGCUUUUGGGUGUAGAAAGACUUCAUCGCUAAUAUUUAUGCGGGAGCAAAAGAUGUUGCGCUCUCUUGACAGAAUGACUUGAAACAGUUAAAUGAGUUGUUAUAUCGUACGCUCAGAGUCAAUAUAUAUAUAUAAUAUAAUGUAUAUGUAUAAUAGUGGUUUGAGUAAACCCCGCUGGAUUUUAAUAAAGACUUGUUCUUCAUUCCCCGAUCGAACCUAACGUUGCUGCAUUGAAAUCUUUCAUCUGGCAAUUCUUUUCGUUUCAACAACUUGAUCUUCUCAACACGCUGGUUGAUAUAUUUUAAAACGACAGGAGAUCUCUUCAUCAGCAUCUUUAAGAAGUACUGUAACCAAAACACACCACCUAACACUGUACGCGCUGAGUUUUACGAUGCCUCUCCUUUGUAGAAGACAAAAAAAAUGAAGUGCCUCUUUUUACAGUUCCAAGCUUACAAUAAUACUGUUGUUUUUAUUCUAAUAUAUGAAUACGUCACGAAACGAAAACAAUUCACUGCCUAAAACGAAUCGCAUACAUGAAUAUGAACUGUCAACUCAACAUGCAAAGUUUGAUGACGACUACCAGCAAUAAGUUAUGAAAUAAAUAAACAAACAAACACACAUUUGAGGACCAUUAUUAAGUAAGGGUGUUUUAUUCUCUUUUAACCCCUGAAAUCACCAAAAUAACAGGUUUUGUACUACAAUAUACUGCGCUAUAUUGUUUCCAAAGUGCCCCAGUUCAAACGAAUAAUCAUGAAAAAACACGUGCAAAUACAUUUUCGUUUGGUUUCGUGUUUUUCGAAUUGCCUUUUGCUUAAAUGCGUCACAUAUUUGAAAUGCCCUGCGUGAAAUGUCUGCAUUUUCACUCUGCGGUUUAUUGGACCCAGUUUGUCCAAAUCCAUUUGUUCUUCCUGCCGAUCUCGUUCUCGAAUGGUUCGUACGAUCGUCGUAAUAUCGUGAGCACCGUACUCGAUAUUGUGAUGUGCGUGGGAACAGAGGUCCCGUUUGUCAUUGUUCCAAAAGAUUCGAGGGUGGAGAUUUCACAGACGUUAAAGAGAAUUACAGUCAAGCGGUUUUGGAGAAAUGAUUCCAGUUUGAAGCUUUGUAGUCCGAAGACACCCAACCAUAUCACACGUUCAAUACCAAACGACUGUAAAAGCCAAGCGUACUUCUUUCUUCCCCAGAGGUUCCAUACGUUAGCAUGCUUCGUGUCGUCUUUCCGACUCUUAUCUACAAUAUGGCUCUGAAUGGUUUUCACUAAUGAUUCUACGAUGUUCUUCUGCUUGUAUCAUACGCUCGAAUCCAAAGACGAAGCAUUUACUCUAUUUAUGACUACAAAGUGUGUUUGUUUUUUCAGAAACCAUAGAAAGCUAUACAUAUAUUUACAGAUUUUAACAGGAGAAGCAAGCAAAGUAACAUAAUAUCUUCAGAUGAAUCGUAUAUUUAUGAUAGUUCAGAUACCUGCAGUUUCUUUACGGAUGGAACACGCUGGCUGGUCAAUGACACGGAUCCUGUCGCUGUGUUUGAGGAAAACAUGCGCGUGUCACGUGCGUGUUCAAGAUGACUUGUCAUUCACAACUUAAACCUGUGAGUUUGUUUGGGGUUCUGAUAGUCAGCGUGUUUUAGAAAGACUCACGUUUGUAGUUAAGGGUCCGCGGGGCUUUGAGAGGAGGGCAGAUGAUGAUCUUUACACUCGAUCGCGAGUGAGCGGUAAUGACGAUGAUGAUGGCAUGUAUUCUGCAUGUUUUGUGCUCUCUAUAUCCCCCACAUGUACCGGCGUCUGACUAUCUGUUGGCUUUUUGUACGACACCCCGUAUGUUUUCAACUAAACCAUCGGUUAACCCGACAGAGUUUGUUCUGCCACUACGGUGCCUGAGUGUAAAUAAACCAAUACAGUUUCAUAUCAAUUCAUUCGGGAUGAAAAUCGGGUGUGAAGUUUACACCGCAAGGCCAAAAUCAAACCAUUGCUGUGAUAUUAUAGAACGUCCCAUAUAGCGUUUAAACACUAUAGGUGAUAAUAUCAUUCGCAAUGUCGAAGCCGCCAUACACAGGGUUGAGCAAAAUUCAGAUUUGAAGAAUGAAAUCCUUUUGUUUAUGUCAAUUCUAAAUUUGCUCAUGCUUUUCCAACAGGAUUUCCAAUUGAAGUUACCGAAGGCAAAAUUACAGAAAAUUUGCCGGAUAUACAUAUUGAUCACACAAAACACACAUGGUUUAUUUUGUCAUUUUUCAGCUGAUUAGAUUGACAAGGGACAGUUUGAACAUUCAUUUACAAAUGUCAUGUGCGUGUAUCAUAAAAAAAUCGAUUAAAACAACUACUUGCAACACAUUGCAAUUGAAAAUGUGAAAAAUUUGAAUUUUUAAGGAAUUUUUUAUCCCAUUUUAUAAUUCAAAAUGUAUAACAGCAUUAUUGUGAACUGUCAACCCUGUUACUGCUGCCUGACACUGACAUGAGUUUAUGACCAUUUUUCUAUACGCUCCGAAACAUAAAUAUUAUAUAAAUCAGAUAUGUUUAUGGACGUUAAUGCAGAUUGGUGGACAGGAGAAAACUGCUGACAUUCAUUUACAUUACUAACUCAAUAUGAUUUACACAACAUUGUAAAUCUAUGUACACGUAGCCUCUUCUCACAUUUUCAUUUUAUUGAUAAAUCGCUUUUUAAUUCUAAACGGAUCUUAUAGAAAUAAACCUCAUUGUAGAUACAUAAUAUAAUAUCUUAUAAAGUGGAAUGCUUCAGUCACCCAACAUCUCUCUCUCUCUUUGUAUAUACAAACAUGUUCGUGUACGUGUGACCUGCUCCAUUAUUUUGGGUCAAUCGGACGCAGAAACACAUUUUGAGUUGAAUACACUAAAGUCUCAGCUUUCCACAUAGAGAUAAUGAUGAUGAUUUAAACACAGGCUGAAAGUGAAAACAAGCAUCUUUUUCACAGCAUUCGACUAAAUUGUUGAAACAAAAUAAUGAAGACGCACGCCAACAACCGUUUUUUUUACUUUAUCUGAAUUUUGUACAGUUUUUCAGAGGUACGGCUAACAUUAGUUGUUUACAUCACGACAUCUACGCGCGUGUGAAACUACGACAGGGCGAUUAUAAGCCAAUCACAUUUAUCUUCAUAGAUAUUCAUUUUAUUUAAAGGAGAGAGGAUGAAAAGCUGAGACUUUAAACCAAAAUUCAAGUUUUUCCAUAACAAGCCAUUAUAAACGGCCCAUUUUUCUUACUGUACAUGAUGGAACGUACGGAACAGUUUCAAUUCAUCUUCACAUAUUUAUCCGCUUUUCUAAGAAUCGUACAUACUUCUAUACAAACGCAUUGCAAAUGUGACACUAAAGUUAGGUACAUAUUUUUCUUUGCCAGAUGCGUGUGAUGAUAUACAGUAUUAGUGCAUAUAGUAGAUUAGUGUGUCAAGAUGGAUCAUAUACAGUACUGAUGAUCUCUCUUAAAAAUAUCCACUUUCUUGGAGUCUUUUGUACUUGACAUAGUUACCAUUAAACAAAACACAAUUUGAGUCCAGCAGAAGAAAGCUUUAUUCAUUAUUAUCAGUCAAUCUUUUCCAGAAUAAUAAUAUUUUCAUUUGUUAUGUGUUCCAACUCAAGCCCAUCUUUCUUUAUUCACGACGCUUAGAUUUCUCUCUCUCUCUCUCUCUCUCUCUCUCUCUCUCUCUCUCUCUCUCUCUCUCUCUCUCCCUCUCUCUGUCUCUCUUUCUCUCUCUCUCUCUCUCUCUCUCUCUCUCUCUCUCUCUCUCUCUCUCUCUCUCUCUCUCUCUCUCUCUCUCUCUCUCUCUCUCUCUCUCUCUCUCUCUCUCUCUCUCUCUCUCUCUCUCUCUCUCUCUCUCUCUCUCUCUCUCUCUAAUGCUGAAUUGAUGUUUGAAGCGCGGCUGCUUUCAGACAAAUCUGUUGAAAUCCUUUCAUUCAGUAAAGCUCGUUCUCUAUUUUCCUCUCAUAGAGAAUACAGGAAUCAUCACAUUAACUUUAAAUGGCUUGAGCAAAUCCUGUGAGGUUUUGUGUAACUAGUGAUUUAAUGCUUAGUGUACAUAACUAAACUGUAACAUAAAAUAAUAUGCAAAACCCUGCUUACAGACUUCAGUCUGAACGUUUUCCAGGUUUUAAUAUACACAUACACACGCUGCGAUCCAUAGAUGAAUAGUCGACCAAUAAUGUCCAUGUCCAAACAAAAUAUUUUGAUUUUUUUUUUUUUUAAGCAUGUUGAGAAUGUUUGCAUCACAUCAUAUAAUCAUUCGGGCAUCGGUUCACUUUGAUUUCUUUUUCUUUGAACCUUUGUUUUAAUUCUUGUUGUACCAAAUGUGUUGAUGCCUGAGCAACACGAAGUUAAAAAGAGUCCAACGUUUCAGACAUAUUUGGCAUACCCAACGUUUAUUCAAAUGAAAUAAAAGCCUGCUGUACUGUGGGUCUAUAAAAUUCCUUUUGACACCAAAGAUUUUUUUGAAGAUCUAUGAAAGAAAUGUGAAAACGUCAAACGGUAUUUGGCUGAAAUGCGGUCGUGCGUGGGUUCUAUACAUGCAGACCACAGUUGAAAUGUUUUAUAGACAUGUGAUAAAACAGAACGAUUUCACAGCACAAUUGAAUCAUAAGCAUUUGUUUUCGAUUCCAAGAUUUCAGUUUUAAAAGAGUUUAACCCGAUCUGCCCUUUCAUUGCUUGCUGUUGUUUUUGCUUUAAUUCUUCCUCCUUCAGUAUUCCAGAUUCUCUGCUUACAGUACAGUGGAUUCUGAGAUUCAGUUUGGACUUGUCAAGAUGGACCAAGCCGUUUAUCUCUUGUGUUUGCACGGAUCUGUCAAUGUUAGCUUUUUCGUUUGGAAGCUCCUGCUCAUACAAUACAUUUACCACCAAAUCAUCCACCCAUAAAACAUCUUUCAAACUGCCUUAUGAUUUGUUUUCCAUGUCCAUUUCAUGUCGCGUUAUUGGAAUAAUGUAGAAAACAACAGAGUGGACAUUUACUUGCCAUCAUUUCAGAUUGAAGGACCAAAUUCCCUCUAAAGUAACACAAAUGUAAUGUGAAUAUCAGGACGGAUUAUAACUGAACUCCCUUUAAACAGAUCUGUUGGGAUUCAUCAUUAUAUAUACAGUAUAUCCAUAUCUAUCGUUUUUUCUGCUUUACCGGUGACAUGUAGGUGAGCAGGGUUUUAGUUGAUUUUAAAACCACACGUUUGGUAUCUGUCACUGUUUAAAGCCAUAUCUUAUGUCUUUUGGGUUCCUGUUGUUUUCUUUCAUUUGCAUUAUUUUGUUUUCACACAUUUCAAAGUUCAUACUGAAGCAUGAAAAACUGAGCAAAGGUGGAGCUGUGGUAGUGAAGGUAUUAAACAUCGCGCAGUAUUCAAACAUUCAUCCUCACAUGGGAAGUGCUUAAAGUUACAGGCCUUGAAGAGAGAGACAGACGAUAUCAUGGAAGUAUAGAGAAGACGAUUUACGUAAACAUCAGAAGAGUUUAAUUAUUGUAAAUAACGGAUUGCUUUGUAAUACACCUGCUGUUAGAGAUAUGGAAUAAGGACUUGUUUAGUGUGUGUUAAAGGCCUUUUUGUUUUUAUGUCAGACACUGGAUUAGAGUGAUUUUUCGAAAAAUCCAAAGUUUUGUUUUUGAUCUACAUGUGAGACCCGGAUACAGAACGAUUCCACCCAACAGAUUCAGCCACUCAGCCACACUCGAUGGUCUCCAAACAAUCACCGCCAUACCAUAACCACCAUCUCCCGUUGUAAAAGAAUCGCACGCUUACACUAUUCAAAACCACUCAACUAAUACAGUACGAGGCAUGACAGAAACCACUAAAAAUACAUCAGCCGACCAGAAUUCCUGUAGCAAUCCUCAUUGACUUCAACCCAGAUACCACACGUCAACCCAGAAAAGACUUUUGCACUAAAACGAUUCUUGAGUCUUCUUUGAGAAAUAGCAAUAGAACGCGGCACGCGCUUCAAAACCUACCGCGUAAAACCAGAAAAUGUUUCUGCGCUCUUAAAUGACGCUGUUUGCUUCUAAACAGGCACAAUAGAGAAGAAGUGGGAUGAUGGCGAGGCCGUACACAUGGAUAGAAAUGCUGUACUUUAAAAAAAUGAAACGGAGUGGUGUCCGGAGGAACACAAGAGGAGAAGGAGGUGGCGGACGCUCCCAGAAACAUGAACAUGCUUGAAUGUUCAUCAAUAUGUAAUGAGUGUAGAUUUUGUCGUUGCUGAUCUUUGCGAGUAGAUCUCGGUGCUGACGUGUUUCUGGGACUUAAAAAACUUUGAAUACAGGAACGGCUUUUUUCCUUUCCUGCUGUUGACCAUCAAGACUUCCACACGCAAAUCUACUUAAAGAGACCGAUAAUAAAAAACCUGUCAUCAUUUUAUCGCCCUCACGUCAUGUCAAACCUGUUUCUGCGGAACACAAAAGAAGAUACUUUGAAGAACCAAACUCCAACCAUUGGCUUCCAUUGAAUGGACACAAAACCGCUGAGACAUCUUCUCUUGAGUCACACACGGGUUUUGGACGUCGUGAGGGUUAAUAAACGAUGACGCUUUUGAUUUUCGGGUUCCUUUAAAGUCGUAAUGGUCCAUAAACGUGAUGGGAACCCGGCGAUGGUGUCGAGGUUUCCUUUAUGGUUGGUUACGCACUUCUAGCGUUCCUAAAUAGUGAUGGUUUUUGAUUUCUGGAACUCGUGGCUUUCCCGUUCAAAGCGCUUCGUGGUGUUGUCGAAGGUGUCGUGUCGAUGUGUCGCGUGUUAGAGGAAGCAUAAGUACAGUAUGUGCCUUCAUGUUAUCUCGUCGGUGAGCUUGUUAUUAUUAAGAAGCUGACGCCAGCCAGUUGUGUUUGCACUAAAACCAAAUCGCUUUCGUGACGUAGGUUCGUUCGAGCAAGCUUGUUGCGGUGUGCAUGAGGGUGAGCUUCCAUGCGUUCUAGAGAUAGAGCUCUUAUCUGUUGAGUCGUAAACUAGAAAAAUCUCAGUUUCGUUUCGUUUGGGAUCUUCAUCGUCACGUCUCGCGGUGAAAUAUUCCACGUUUAACACGCCGUGUACACACAACAGAUGCUAAAGUAGAGUAUUUCAGACGUCUGUGGAAGAGACGCUCACGCGUCGCUCUGAAUCAAUGGGGAUGCAUGUGUUCCUGAGGUCGCCUCAAGACUAUUGGUCACGCUGUUUUCCUUUUGGGUUCCUUUUGCUUUGCGUUACGUUGCAUUUGUAACGUAUUUUGAUUUGGUUUAUUGAUACCUAAAAAAAGGCCCACAUGCUUUUCAGUUUUACAAAUGCACCUUAUUCUCGCUCGUCCGAACGGGACGGGUUUUGUAAUAUCUCUAAUUUAGCACCUUACUCUACGCAGCAUGAUUUCACUUUAUGCCGGUUUUGCUAUACUUCCAUGCGUAUAUGAUUUGAACGAAAAAAUAAACCUUAUAUAUAUAUAUAUAUAUAUUUUGUGAAAAAUAUUCAAAGGGAUGUGCCAAAGUUUCGAGGCGAUCUCCCUUGUUUUUAUGCGUAUUAUUGGUUUUUUGUUUCGGAUUCUUCUGCUUCAGUUAUUUCAGUGGUAUCUUACGAAUAACCUUUCUUACAAAUGUGUUUAGCAAAAAAGAAAAAAAAUCAGCAAACAGUAUCAUUACUUGCCAUUUUACAGUAAACCCUGUAUUUUCACGUAUAUUUACCAGUGAUGUGUAUUUGUUAUUAUACAGAAAAUAGCCGUAAACGCUUCAUUAUGUUACAUAAUAUUGUGACUUUUUUUGGAAAAAACUGUGAAGACUUGCAUAUACUUUAUACAGAAGUAUUAAGCCUUAAUGCAAAAGACUAAAAAAAAAGAGUGGAAGAAGAACUGAUUGUUGCAAAGUAAGGAUGAUUUUUUGUAAAUGUUACCAGCACCUUUUUUUGUAAUUUUCACUCUCUGAGGUAUUGUACAAGUUCACUCUGUUUGUGAAGUUUGAAUAUGAAGGAAUAAAAAUAGUACUUUCCUGUACUUUACAGGACGG
Messenger RNA from Triplophysa rosa, 14682 nucleotides. RefSeq names its product zinc finger and BTB domain containing 20 (gene zbtb20). The coding region runs from base 428 to 2512 and encodes 694 amino acids. NCBI's taxonomy places the organism in Eukaryota, Metazoa, Chordata, Actinopteri, Cypriniformes, Nemacheilidae. Gene Ontology annotation, molecular function: protein binding. Gene Ontology annotation, biological process: negative regulation of transcription by RNA polymerase II; regulation of cytokine production; regulation of immune system process. The record is from RefSeq and is a predicted model, not a curated record. The transcript is spliced from 4 exons.